Messenger RNA from Phaedon cochleariae (mustard beetle), 2478 nucleotides. Lineage: Eukaryota; Metazoa; Arthropoda; Insecta; Coleoptera; Chrysomelidae. The record is from the annotation of a GenBank genome assembly.
AUGACUAUCGGCUUACUCAAUCAUCCAGAGAUGCACUUCGGUGCAAUCACUUUCUUUGCAAAACAACAUAAGGAAGAUAUGUGUGGUAGUAAUGGCUUACCCCUCACUCCAAAUUCGAUCAUAAUAUAUGGAAGAGCUCAGAUGCUGAAAGCUAUCAAGAGCCCAUAUUUGUGUCAGUAUCUGGAUAUCAUUAGGGGAAAACAUGAGCGUACCAUUGUUGUGUCUCAAUAUUGUGGCACCCCAUUGUCAAAUAUAGUUGAAAACCAAGAUCAGAGUAUAGAUGAGAUCAAACACAUUGUGUACCAAAUACUUCAAGGUUUGAAUGAGCUCCAUACAAGAAAUAUUGUUCACAGAAACCUAAGCACUGAAAAUAUUCUGUGUCAAGAUAAUAAUGUAAAAUUAUUCAAUUAUGGUCUGUAUCAUUUGACAGAUAAUGGAAAACUGGUCUCAUUUCCCAUUAUUCAAUUGUUGUAUGCUGCUCCAGAAAUAUACCUGGAUGGCAUCCAACACAAUCAUACGAAUCCAAAAGUCGACAUUUGGGCAGUAGGAAUGAUUUUAGCAGAACUUGUUUUGCAUAAAAGGUUUUGGAGCACAUUGAAAUUGGGACAUAGAAUAAGGAAGGUGUUGAGCCUGUUGCAGUCCAACACAUCCGUUUUUGAAAGAAUUGCUCGAGAACAUAACUGUUAUGAAGACUACAUGAAGGUACCAGAAGAUAUCAAAGAAAUUAUAGAAAUUUGCCUGAAUAUUAACGUAGAUCAACGACCAACUUGCGGAGAGCUACUCCAGAAAGGUGUGUUCAACCAACAAAAAACUGACAAAAUAUCAGAAAAGAAAAGUUUAUGUGAACCUUUUGAAAUAUUCACAAUACACGAAUUUUAUCACUGGUGGCAACUGGCUGGAGGAGAUAUUUUUCAGGAGCUUAAAAAGCAAGGACUCAUCAGAUCUAGUCCACCUAUAUUGUCCCUUCCCCAGUUAGUUUUGAUCGAGGGUGGUUUAUUGGGCCAGGACAGGAAUCCAGCCACAUUAUUUGACCCGCGAAUAGUUGAAAUGCCGCUGGCUUCUCUCUACCAAAGGUUCGAAAACAUCCCGUUUACGGCAUUCUAUCCCCUGAUACAAAUAAAAUCUGAUAUCAUAUCUCGUUUGGAACCACCUCCAUACGAUGCUACAGGAUUGCCACUAAUUAUCAAAGAAAGAGAUCCGGAGUAUCAGUUUCAUAGAGUUAUUUUGCUCAGAAGACUUUUGCAUGGUUAUCCUUUCACUAGAGAACUUAUUGUCAGAGAGGCAGAAAAAGAUAUUCCACCAUUGCUACGCGGUGAAAUAUGGGCCGCAUUACUGCAUGUCAAAGGAGAUUACAAAUCCCACUAUAUGAAAAUUGACAAAUACUCGAUAACUCCUACUGAUAGACAAAUUGAAGUUGAUAUUCCUAGGUGUCAUCAAUAUAAUGAAUUGUUGUCUUCCACAGAUGGUCAUCAAAAAUUGAAAAGAAUACUAAAAGCUUGGGUGUGCAAAAACUCGAAUUACGUGUAUUGGCAAGGUCUUGACUCCCUGACAGCACCAUUUUUAUAUCUCAAUUUCAAUGAUGAGGCUAAAGCAUUUGCUUGUUUAUCUGCGUUCAUCCCGAAAUAUCUUCACAAGUUUUUUCUGAAAGAUAACUCAGCUGUGAUAGAGGAAUAUUUGGCGAAGUUUUCACAACUUAUCGCUUUCCAUGAUCCAGUGUUGGCAAAUCAUUUGUAUGAGAUAAAUUUCUACCCACAGUUAUUCGCUAUUCCAUGGUUCCUAACAUUGUUUUCACAUGUAUUUCCCCUUUACAAAAUUCUGCAUCUCUGGGAUAAGGUGCUAUUAGGAAAUUCAUCUUAUUCUCUGCAUAUCGGCUUGUCCGUCUUGACACAACUAAGGGAUAGAUUAUUGAAUGCAGGCUUCAAUGAAUGCAUUCUAUUGUUCUCCGAUUUACCGGAAGUUGAUAUCGAGAAGAGUGUAUAUCUUUCAACUGAUACGUUUAAAACAACACCUACAAGUAUAACAGCAAGGGAACAUGAAAAUUGUGAAUUUCAAGAAAGAGACAAAUAUGAUAUUUCAGGAGUAACCUUGGAAGACUUGAAAAGAGAAAGGUAUCCUCGAAUAAGUGCCAAUGACAUUGUCAGCUUGGUUCGCAGUAACCCCGAAAAAAUGUGUAUGGUAGAUAUACGGAAUAUGACUCAAUAUAAUAGAUGCAGUGUCAUCGGCAGUAUCAAUAUACCAUUCUCAAGUGUAUCUUUUUCUGAUAAUAAUAUUGAAAAUAUUGGACAACAUAGUCAGUUGUUGAAGGAAACUAAUAACAAGGUAGUUGUUGUAAUUGGAGAUGAAGAAACUGAUAUGGAGUUGUUCCCAACAUUUUUGCUGAAAUGUAAUGUCAAAAAAGUAUGUGUGUUACAUGGCGGAUUUAACAUACUUUUAUCAGUCACACCAACAAUUCUGGUUUCCCAUUCCCACAACAUCUGA